CAGGGUGUUUUUUGUUUUUGUUAAUUACUGUACAGUUGAAUUGUAGAGAUUCGAUUCUAUCGAUUAAGAAUCGGUCGUUCAACGCGAAUCAGGGUGUUUUUUGUUUUUGUUAAUUACUGUACAGUUGAAUUGUAGAGAUUCGAUUCUUUGUAUAACAAGCAUCAAUUCAAUGGAUUUCAAGCAUCAUCGAUAAACCGUGAUCUUUUUUUUGUAGCUAAGGUCAACACAAAAAUAUCGAUUCUACAUCGAAGGCUUUACUGUUUGGUGAUCAACCCUCGCUCGUUAGGGUUCGUUCCUCCCGAGAGGUUUUACUUAUAAAACAAAACUCGCCUUACAACUUUGAUUAGGGUCGUUUUGAAGUUUCAAGACCGGAACUUCAUCAUCAUCGCAGAAUGGCCCUCUGCGUCAAUCUCGACGAGUGCAAAAGCUUUUCAGACAUCAUCACCAGGAUCCGCUCCUUCGGAAAGUGCGUCGACGUCGGGGACGUCGAGAGUUUCAAAGGGACGAAGAAAAAGAUUGUCGUUGGCACGGUUAUUGAAAUCUACCCGAGGGUCCGUCCCAAAUCUCUUGAAGGCGGAAGAUGCGAGUGUUGGACGAUGAUGCUGAAAACAUUCGGUCCCAAAAAUAAAAAAGGAAUCAGGAUAAGAGUCGUCUUCUUGGGGGACAUCGUCCACCGUUUGGAACUGAAUCAAGUCCACGAGAAAGAUGUUUUGUGCAUCAUUAACCCGAAGCUGAUGAAAUCUCCGUCUUCGUUGACACUAGUCGUAGGGCCGACUCAUCCCAUACCGAUCGUUUGGCAUUGUAAACCUUUAGUUAAGUUUGAUACAUUGGAAUUUGAUGGUGACUUUCCAGAACAGAUUAUGAAUGCAGAUGAAGAAGUGGCUAAUGUGCGUGAUCGAGAUAAAGACGAGACGGUUGACAAAGAAAAAGAAAAAAAGAAAAGUGUCAAAUCCGACAAAAAUGAGCAUGUCGUUGACAACUUAAAACCCGCAAUUGAGGAUCAAACUCUUGAUAUGCCUUUGUCAGUCGAUAAUAGUGAAAUUCAGGCUGAAAUAGUGAAACCGGCAUCAGUGACAAAGUCAAACAAAGCACCUGUAAAAUUAAAGGAUGCUGCAAAUAAGCCGGUUACGAUAACUGACGAAUCGCAGACUUCCUCCUGUCGUUGUAAAUGCAACGAAGAGAAUAGUAGUAAAAAUCGAAUUCCCAAUGGUAAAAAAGAUAGGUACAACGUGAAAUGCUGCUGUUUAAAGCUUAUAUUGAAACUCGACACUUUAUUCGGCUGUUGUGUCCAUGGCACAACGUGCGCCAGGAAUCUUUCCAUACUCGAGCUUCUGAAAAUGAAUGCAGAAGGAAACUCUCAUCGGCAUAUAAAGGAGGGGCCGCAGCACCGACAUUGUUGGUCACCUAUUAAUAAAGGGCCAGUUUCUCAAGAGAAUUUUGAAAAUUGUGAAAGCAUAAGUGAGAACGACGCCGUGAGAGCGCCUUCGAGCUUGCACGAGGAAGAAUGCGCUCUACCUAGGUUAGAACACGCUUCUAGCACACCCAUUCCGAACAGGACUGAAGAGUGGGUCAACACUUUAGAAGAGUGUGGACUUUCAGUAGACAAAGGGUGUGAAAGAAGCCCUAAGAGGCGGAUCAGUCCUGAAAAAGUCACCCAGCCUCAGAUAAGGAAAAAACUCAGGUUGUUUACCGUUCCGGAAGGUUCUGACAUUUUCAUGAAAGAUGUCACCGUACCGCCGAACAGUGCGACCAAUUCGCCAUUGUCAAAGAUGAAUAAAUCACCGGAAGUUAUCAAUCUCAUAGACUCAGAGCACAGCAGCACAGUGGAACAGAUCGAACAGAACGAAGACUCUGAACCGACGUUGGACUUGAAUAAAUUGGUUCAGGACAGCGACAGUGAAGAAGAAGAAGACGAAUACAGUUCGGCUCAAAACAGCCCUGUCAAUAAAACAGUCCCUGUAAUGAUGGAGGUUGAAAAUCAUUCUGGGAGCCACAAUAGUACGGAAGAGCUCGAUUCGAAUACAACCCAUAAAAGGAAAUCACAGAAAAAAGGACCAGGGCAAACUUCUUGUGAGAGUUCGAGGAUUGCACGAGGGCAAAUGUUGGCAGAAUUGUUACGAAUGCCGAAUGCCGAAUAUGAGGUUAGAGGCUUCCUUGUUGGCAUGUUUCCCAUGCCGGAAAUAAACCGUUACCUCGACCUCGUCAAAGCGAUAUGUAAAAGAGGGUGUUCGAAAGCGUUCCCGAUGUCUGAUAUUGAUUUAGACUGGGCACGCCUCGACUGCGGCGACUGCAGCUCGAAACUGCACAGUUUUUGUACAGAAUGUGUCGAUAAAGGCGUGGCCAGUCCUCUUUGUUUUGAGUUUUGUUUCGAACUUCACCUCCUACUUGGUAACAAGGUGUUGCGCAUUCAGGCAAGUGGUAAAGAAGCUGAAUAUUUCCUCGAUUGCACUAUAAGUAGAUAUUUGUCAAAACCAGUUGUCGUUAGUAGAACGGUCUGCAUGUUAAACUCAAUAAUGACUAAAAAACCUAAUUCAAAACCUGAUACAUUUGGUUUAGUUUUAAAAAUAAAAAACUCCAACUCAUACGAUGUAGUUCCGAAUUUGUACAGGACAAAACUUAGCAAAUGUAGGACUCUUGCAUAAAAAAAAGUUACAAAUUUUAAAGAAAUACUUU
Molecule: messenger RNA, 2673 nt
Organism: Cimex lectularius (bed bug)
Lineage: Eukaryota; Metazoa; Arthropoda; Insecta; Hemiptera; Cimicidae
Exons: 8
Coding region: 393-2642 (749 amino acids)
Source: RefSeq, a predicted model, not a curated record